Molecule: messenger RNA, 1494 nt
Organism: Hirsutella rhossiliensis
Lineage: Eukaryota; Fungi; Ascomycota; Sordariomycetes; Hypocreales; Ophiocordycipitaceae
Product: FAD binding domain-containing protein
Exons: 3
Coding region: 1-1494 (497 amino acids)
Molecular function (GO): FAD binding
Source: RefSeq, a predicted model, not a curated record
AUGCGGCCAAUUUCGUUGAGCUUGGCUCUCGAAGCUGUCGGGGCAACCUGCUUCACCCUCGCCACGGCAGCGGCGGCAGCAGCAGAUGGAAACCACUUCGUAGACGCGUGCAAUGCCCUGGCCGAGGUCCUACCCGGGAAGGUUGCCUUCCCCAACACCACCAUGUAUAUCAACCAGAACAUGUACUGGUCCAACCGGCAAGGAGAGGUCCAUCCGCGCUGCUUCGUGACCCCGAGAAGCAGUCUGGAUGUUUCCAAGGCCAUGAAGACCCUCACAUCUCGCAGGGCGCCCUUCACCGUCAAGGCCGGGGGCCACACGGCGUUUGAGGGCGGGUCCAACAUUGACGACGGCGUCACCGUGGACCUUGUCCAUCUCAACGACAUCACUGUCUCGCGCGACAGAGGAACCGUGUCUGUCGGAGCGGGAAAUCGGUGGAUCAACGUGUCUCAAGCCCUCGACCCGAUGGGGCUGGCCGCUGUCGGCGGACGGGCUGCUGGCGUUGGGGUGAGCGGACUGCUUCUCGGAGGGGGUAUCUCCUACUUUUCGGGAACGUAUGGCUGGGCGUGCGACAAUGUGAGGAACUACGAAAUCGUUGUUUCUUCCGGAGAAAUCGUCAAUGCCUCGCCAGACGAGAAUCCGGACCUGUACUGGGCUCUCCGCGGCGGCGGCGGCUCCAACUUUGGCAUCGUCACUCGCUUCGACCUUGUCGCCUUUUCCCAGGGCGAGCUGUGGGCAAACUCAAUUGUCUUCCCCGGCGAGCGCAACAAAACGCUCAUCCCGCUAUUCCAAGACCUCACCAACAAGGGCUUGGUGGAAAACCCAAAGGCCCACGCAUACUUUGUCCUGAGCUACCAACCGGGCCUGGGACAGUUCAUCGCUCUCACCAGCUUGUUCCAGUUCACGCCGCCGCCUCAAAACACCAUCCCGACAGCCUUCCAAAAUUUCCAAUCUGUGCCGGCAAUCGACCAGCCCUGGGGUUCGCGCCAGACAUGGUGGGACACUUCUGUCGCCACGACGUCGGAAAAGAUGUUUCAUGAUAUCGUGUCUCUCUACGAGGCAUACGUGAAUGAGCUCUUGGCGGCCGCAAAUGGCGCUGAAGUCAUGGCCUACUUGGUUUUCCAGCCCAUAUCCAAGAACAUCGUCGACGCAAUGCAGAAGAAGGGCGGCAACGCACUCGGGCUGAAGCCAAAGGAUGGACCAUUGAUGAUUGUGCAGGUGACGACUACAUGGAGCGACAAACGGCUGGAUUCCCUCGUUGAGAAGUCGUCGGAGGCGUUUAUACAGGACGUUGAGGCGCUUUCCAAGAAGAGAGGGCUUUUCCGAGGCUUCGUGUACAUGAAUUACGCGGGCAAAAGCCAAGACGUGCUCCGACGAUACGGGCAUGAGAGCUUCAGCCGCUUGAAUAAAGUAGCGGCCAAGUGGGAUCCCAAGGGCGUUUUGCAAGAGCUGUGGAGAGGAUACUUUCAGUUGCGGGGAUCUGGGAAUCAUACGUAA